This is a messenger RNA of Annulohypoxylon truncatum, 1291 nucleotides long. RefSeq lists its product as uncharacterized. The coding region runs from base 218 to 1075 and encodes 285 amino acids. Lineage: Eukaryota; Fungi; Ascomycota; Sordariomycetes; Xylariales; Hypoxylaceae. The transcript is spliced from 3 exons. The record is from RefSeq and is a predicted model, not a curated record.
UCUAUACUAACGACUUCCCUACUGGAUCCUUAACCUUACUUUCAGGCUGGAGUUUCCUGUCUAUCUGGGUGGAUAUGCAGCAUCAAACGCAAUAUCGUGUGUUGCCGUAGCGGUUUCCCCCUAGGUCCCGUAUUGUUUCGCGAGCUAUGCUUAGGCCUUGAGUGUUGCGGUCUCCUCUAAGUUCCCUUUAAAUUUUAGGUACGGACAAGCUAUCAAAAUGUACCCAGAGGGAAGCGUUGAGGAUGCCAAGGCACUCCAAGCCUCUUUCCAAAGGACAAGAUCACCACGACGUAAGGGCGGAACACGCGGUAGAGCGCAUACUACAAACAUGGGAAGCACGAACAACGGGACUGGAUCGCGACAAGGUAACAGAAACGGCGCUGGACAAGAGCCUAUCGGCCAACAUGGCUAUCCUCAACAGCACGUCAACCCUCAGCAGCAUGGCCAGCCUCAGCGCGUCAAUCCUCAGCACUAUGAGCAGUCUCAGCAGUACGGACAUUCUCAACAGCGUGGACAUUUUCCAGCAAGCCACGAUUCGUAUGCACCUCCUCAACCUCAACGUCCACCUUUUGCUCAGCCGGAGCCUCGCACGAGCGAUCUACUAGAUUUCAAUCGUCCGCUUCCUAGCCAGUCCACUCAGCGACAAGAGAAUCUACCCCCGCAGCAACAUCAGCCGACUGUCUCGGCUCCGGCUCCGGCUCCGGCUCCUGCUCCUGUUCGCCUAUCGCUCCUUGACGAAAAGGAAGAAGAAAUCAACCAGCCGGUCAUGCAGUUCACUGGUAAGAACGGAUCUCUGGAAGCUCAGAAAGCCGAUGUAGCCAUGAAUGGUACGGAUGAGAUGGAGAAACCCGUCACACCGCCCCGAUACGGAGGCCUCAGUGCCUCACGAUGGAAUACUGAGAAUGUCAACCGCCCCGGAAGCUCCUACAUGGACAUUGACAACGACUCGUCACAAGAGGAAAGCAGUGAGGUACGACGCGAAUCGCAGCAACGUGGACUGGCCUCCCCUGGCCGCACUGUGGCCAGUGGAAUGGUACAGGGACUCGGACUUCGCUCUUCUCGCUGGGGCUCCUAGGGUCAAUGUCAUCGCCGAACGAUAUUCUGGGCAGCAAGGACUGAUGUUCUAUCGCAAUAAUAUCUCAUCCCAACUUGUGUACCUAAACUAUUAGGCUCACGUACUCCUAUGCGUCUACGGAAAAGGGGACUGAGAUUACUGGUCAUAUGCUUGGGCAUUGACGGACACAUUGAGAUGCGAUUCUUCCCUAUUAGGAUUGCUUGCCGAGGAACUUUA